GUUACCAUGCUUUCCUGGAGGGAAAGAGGAAAUAUAAGAAACAGAAGGACAAGGGGGAGGAGAAGGAGGCAGAGGAGGACGAGCAGGAGGAAGAGGAGGAGGAGGAGCAAGAGGAAGAGGAGGAGGAGCAGGAGGAAGAGGAGGAGGAGGAGCAGGAGGAAGAGGAGGAGGAGGAGCAGGAGGAAGAGGAGUAGGAGGAGGAGCAGGAGGAAGAGGAGGAGGAGGAGCAGGAGGAAGAGGAGGAGGAGGAGGAGGAGGAGGAGCAGGAGGAAGAGGAGGAGGAGGAGCACGAGGCUUACCCUGAGCUUCUGUGCUUGUGCAGUGGCAACCAGGGCCGCACCACUGCCACCGGUGCCGCUCCCAGUCCCACCUCUUGGGCUCCUCUGACCAAACGGCAGGAAGCACGA
Messenger RNA from Closterium sp. NIES-67, 407 nucleotides. Lineage: Eukaryota; Viridiplantae; Streptophyta; Zygnematophyceae; Desmidiales; Closteriaceae. The record is from the annotation of a GenBank genome assembly.